AACAGGAGGAAGGUUGAGGGGCCGUAAGAGAGAGAGAGAGAGAGAGAAAGAGAGGAGAAAGUGUCAACACUGACUGAUCUGAUGGUCAUCUCUGUCUGUCUUCAUGUCACCACAGGCACCGCUUACUUUAAAGGCUGCUUCCAUGAAAGGGCGUGUCAAAUGUUGACCAGUUCAGCAACCUCAUCUGGUCGGUGCUGCAGUACUGACCGGUGCAACCGUUAAUUGAUCAGCACUGACUCAUCUUCAAAUAAAUCAAUACAUAAAUACAAUCCAACAUGUAUUCAUCACUGCAUUAUGACUAAUAAAUAUUACUAAGCUGCCAAUGAUGUCCACGUCCUUUGAUUUAAAUAUGGACAUUUCUGUGUCUGUUACUUUGUGAGAACAGUGAGUUUUAAUGUGAAAAAAACUAAGAACUGGUAAUAUGAUGUUGAUAACUUGUUCAUUCACUUCCUGCUUUGGAAACAGGAGCAAAUCCUUUCUCGGUGUAAAACCUUCCCUCAUACAACAGUAAGGAAGAAGGUCGUACAAUUCUCUUAUAAAUGACAUUAGGUGUCAUUUACUUUCCUCUUUCAAUAAUGAUAUAUCUUAAAGAUAACACUUAGACGUUUUACCUGAUGUGAGAUUAAUAAAAAAAAUUCAAAAACAAAAACAAUUUCACCAUAAAUUAUAUUUUGUAUACGUUUGAAUAUGUGAUUAAAUCAAGAUAAUGUGAGAAUAAUAAAGCAAGAACCAACGGUUGCAAGGAAAUUAGCGUUUUAAUGACGUAAUACUUCUCACCUCGUUGGAUUGGUUCAUCUUUUGCGUCACGUGACAGGCAAACCAGGAAGUGUUUUUGUUCGCCAAAGCGGAAGUACUCAUUUUACUGCAGUCAGGAGUGUACAGGCAUCAAAGGAGAAUAUAUCAUUAGAAGGAAAUAACUGUGGUUAAAGUCGUAGUCUGCCAGACGGGGCAAAGAUUCUUUCUUUGCUGUCAUUUUCCACAAUCUGCCAGGACCUUCUUGUCACCCACCACCAUCUGUACCUGUGGGUUCAGAGUUGCCUCUUGUCUAAACCCCCCUGUAAGCUGGUAGUUUUCUGCCCCUCUCAGGCAAUUGACCUCUACAACAGUCUUCAAUGGCUGGCCGCAGUGCAACAGCAGUAAGGCCCAAUGGUUCUGCAACAGCAAACAAGAUCUGCCAGUUUAAACUGGUGCUGCUGGGGGAGUCAGCAGUGGGCAAGUCCAGCUUAGUGCUGCGCUUUGUCAAAGGCCAGUUCCAUGAAUUUCAAGAGAGUACCAUUGGAGCUGCCUUUCUCACUCAGACUGUCUGUCUGGACGACACCACUGUCAAGUUUGAAAUCUGGGACACGGCGGGUCAGGAACGUUACCACAGCCUGGCUCCAAUGUACUACCGAGGAGCACAGGCAGCUGUUGUUGUCUACGACAUUACCAAUCCAGACACAUUUGUACGAGCAAAAAACUGGGUGAAAGAGCUGCAGAGGCAAGCCAGCCCCAACAUUGUGAUAGCACUGGCAGGAAACAAGGCAGACAUCGCCAACAAGAGAGCUGUUGAUAUUCAGGAGGCCCAGACGUAUGCCGAUGACAACAAUCUACUCUUCAUGGAGACGUCAGCCAAGACAGCCAUGAACGUCAAUGAAAUUUUCAUGGCUAUUGCUAAGAAGUUGCCGAAGAAUGAUGCUCAGGGUGGAACUGGACAGGGUGGACGAACCCGAACAGGAGUAGAUCUACAAGAAAAUGCUCCUCAGGGACGCAGCGGUCAUUGCUGCGGCGGCAGCAACAACUAGCAAGUACAAAUAGAACAAGUUUAGUGAGCGAGCCUGGAACAUUGUUUUAAGGACACCAUGUAGCAAAGCCCAGAGAGGCAGGACAGAGCAGAGCCUUUUGCAACUCCUGCACUUAAACUGAGAUUACAGAUGAGAUUAUCUGGAUGCUCUUUGAAUAAAGGAACAUUUUUAAAAGAAUCAUAAGCUAGAGGGAGUAACCACAGUCCCUCAUGACUUCUCUUCCGUCUUUACUUGUUGUUACUUACUUCUGUUUCCUUCUUCCUUCUAUGUUGAUUGAAUUCUGACUUUUAGGGGUGAUUUUUUUUUUUUUUUUGACAUUUCCACCAAUUUAAAUCUUUUGUGUAAUAUCUGUAUGUAAUAUAUAUACACUCGCAGGGUUGGUUAAUUUCAGCUUUUGUUUUUUUUUUUUUUUCUUUCUUCAGAGUAUACAUGGAUAUGAUCUAUUAAAAAUAGUGAUUCUCUUCCCUAGGGACCUGUUCAAGAGCACAGCAGAAAAAAUCUAAAAGGCUUUACACAUGAAGCUGUUUCUAAAAUCAUGCAACAAAUGCAUAUGUUAAAAAUAAGUGUAUUGUAACACCAAACAGUUGUUAGCCUUUUUUUAAAUGAAAUAUGACAAUAACUCUGUAAAUCUUAAAAUAAUAAAUGACAUACAACAAUCGUAUUUUGUUUUGUUGCAUGCAAUCUAUUAUUUUAGUCUCUUGUUUUUGUCUUAUUAACGAGUAUUAACUGUUUUUUUUUUCUUUUUACAAUUAAUUGAUUUUAAGGUUUCAGUAAACAUUUGUCACCAAUAGAUGGCAGCAUUUCACUGGAACUCACCUACACUAACCAAUCCGGCGCUCCGUUCCUUCGUGAUACCGUUGAUGUACUUGUUUUGAGUGUCCAGUAGUAAAGUGCCUCAUAAAACCUGA
Cynoglossus semilaevis (tongue sole) is the source of this 2689-nucleotide messenger RNA. Its product is annotated as ras-related protein Rab-5C-like. The coding region runs from base 1113 to 1781 and encodes 222 amino acids. The record is from RefSeq and is a predicted model, not a curated record. NCBI's taxonomy places the organism in Eukaryota, Metazoa, Chordata, Actinopteri, Pleuronectiformes, Cynoglossidae. The transcript has 6 exons. Gene Ontology annotation, molecular function: GTP binding; GTPase activity.